Messenger RNA from Galendromus occidentalis (western predatory mite), 1414 nucleotides. RefSeq names its product proteasome activator complex subunit 3. The record is from RefSeq and is a predicted model, not a curated record. The transcript has a single exon. Gene Ontology annotation, cellular component: proteasome activator complex; cytoplasm; nucleoplasm. Gene Ontology annotation, biological process: positive regulation of endopeptidase activity; regulation of G1/S transition of mitotic cell cycle; regulation of proteasomal protein catabolic process. NCBI's taxonomy places the organism in Eukaryota, Metazoa, Arthropoda, Arachnida, Mesostigmata, Phytoseiidae. Gene Ontology annotation, molecular function: endopeptidase activator activity. Bases 150 to 953 code for a protein of 267 amino acids.
GGAAAGCACUUGCCGGAGUAACACGCUCUACUUGUGUUUGUACCCGUUUGCUCAACAUUUGGACCCCUUUCGGGCUACUGGCGGCUUUCUAAGAACAAUCUGACAAUUCGUUGGUUUCACGCUCGAACUCGAGAGCACAGACACUCAAAAUGUCAGCUGUAAAGGAACAAGCUUCCAAGUCUAAGCCGACGGCGGUGGAAUCGGUCAGUGCUGUCGAACAUUUGGAAGCUUUCAAGUCGAAGGUGAUGAAGGACGCUGAGGAAACCCUCCUUCAGAAGUUCCCCCUUCGAAUCUAUCAGCUCACCGAAUUGAUGAAAUCACCAGAGUUCAACAUGAAUUUCACGCAAUGUCAUGCUCCGAUCAAUAUCCCGAGACCGGACCCGUCGGGAGCGGAAACUAACGGCGGUGAUGCUGAAACUGAUCAAACGCGGAAAAGAAGAAGAGUUGAUGAAGAUUCCACGCAGGGCUCCGACGUCGACGGAUCGAAGGUUUUGUUGCUCCCGAACGGGCCAGUGAAACUUAACCAAACUCUCACCAAACUGUUCGAAAUCACUAAACCCCUGAUCGUUCAACAAAUCAACGAUUGUAAUUUGUUAAAAAUGUGGAUCGAAUUAUCGAUUCCGAAGGUCGAAGACGGUAACAACUUCGGCGUUGACAUCCAGGAGGAAUGUCUCAAGGAAGUGAGUUCCGCUGAGUCGGAGGCCGCCCUCUACCUCGACCAACCCGCCCGGUAUUAUAUGUCCCGCGCGAAAAUGAUCGUCAAACUGGCGAAGUAUCCCCACGUCGAGGACUACCGCAAGACAAUCGAGGAGCUCGACGAGAAACAGUACAUGAACGUCAAGCUCGUUGUCCGGGAACUUUUCAACAAUUAUGCGGCUAUCCACGACAUGUUAACGAAAAAUCUGGAGAAAAUUAAAAGACCGAGGACAACGAACGCCAACAGUCUCUACUGAGAAACUCUCGCAUACAACUUCCUGUUUCUGUCUGUAAUUUCUAUUAGUUUCAACGAGUGUUAAUUUGAGAUUUUUUCCCAUUUCGACCAUUUCCAAAUUGUCUUUCACCCAGCGAGGCUUUUAACCGAUGAAGACAAAGUUCUACAGGAGUCUCGUUCCGAAUCAGAACCACUCGAUACCACUGUGGCUCUGGUGUCUGACGGGUCGUCAAUAUUCCUUGGGGUAUUCUCACCCGGAGACACUGGGAGCGAAAGUGCUUGAAGGCAGUGAUGUCUGGUGGACGAAUACGAGUCAGGUUGUUGCUGGAGGCAUCGAAAUUAUUCGUCACACAAAAAACCCACUGACGUAACUCAUUCCGCGGGACGAGUGUUUGUGUGCGACCCUCUCUCGAAUUUCUUGAGGUCCGCAUCGGGAUAGAUGAAGAUAGAAAGCAAUGAAUAAACUCGGGGCGGAGAAAUGUU